Chelonus insularis is the source of this 3387-nucleotide messenger RNA. Its product is annotated as tyrosine-protein phosphatase corkscrew-like. The transcript has 12 exons. The coding region runs from base 340 to 2130 and encodes 596 amino acids. The record is from RefSeq and is a predicted model, not a curated record. Gene Ontology annotation, molecular function: cell adhesion molecule binding; receptor tyrosine kinase binding; non-membrane spanning protein tyrosine phosphatase activity. Gene Ontology annotation, cellular component: cytoplasm. Lineage: Eukaryota; Metazoa; Arthropoda; Insecta; Hymenoptera; Braconidae. Gene Ontology annotation, biological process: protein dephosphorylation; positive regulation of ERK1 and ERK2 cascade.
AUCAAUGCAUGAACAGUCACCAUUUUUAUCUGAAAUUAGUUUUUUCACAUUUCACUCACCGUUUCUAUAAACUUCAAACAUUUUUAUUACAAGUAUAAAAAGAACAUGUUAAUUCGACGGCAUAAAUUUUAAUAAUGAUAAACGUCGAUAUUAUAUCACGUAUUUUUCAUUAAUUAAAAUCAUUGAUGAGAUAUUGGAAAUUAUUGAUUGCCAGGUGGUCGUAAUUAUAAUCACGACAUGGCAUCACGCAGCUUUGUAAGGUGCUGAUAUUCGUCGCAGAUUAGUCAUUGACGAUGGUUUCAUCCCAAUAUAUCAGGAUUAGAAGCCGAACGUUUAUUGAUGGAACGAGGCUAUGACAGUUCAUUUCUUGCACGUCCAAGUUCUUCCAACCCUGGUGAUUUUACUCUUUCAGUAAGAAGGAAUAGUGAAGUGACUCACAUAAAAAUUCAGAACACUGGAGAUUUUUAUGAUUUAUAUGGAGGUGAAAAAUUUGCAACAUUGUCUGAAUUAGUGCAGUAUUAUAUGGAAAAUGGUGGACAAUUACGUGAAAAAAAUGGUGAGGUAAUUGAGUUGAAGUAUCCACUGAAUUGUGCAGACCCUACAACAGAACGGUGGUUUCAUGGCCAUUUAUCAGCUAAAGAAGCUGAAAGAUUAAUGUUAGAACGUGGUAAAAACGGAUCGUUUCUUGUACGAGAAUCUCAAAGUAAGCCAGGAGACUUUGUACUUUCUGUGCGUACAGAUGAUCGUGUUACACACGUGAUGAUUCGUUAUCAGGAUAAUAAAUAUGACGUUGGUGGAGGUGAAAAAUUCGAUAGUCUGAGUGAUCUUAUAGAACAUUAUAAAAAAAAUCCAAUGGUUGAAACAAGUGGUAGUGUUGUUCACUUGAGACAACCAUUUAAUGCAACACGUAUUAAUGCCAGUGGUAUUGAAAGCCGCGUGAGACAAUUACACAAAGAAAAUGGAUGUUCGAAUGGAUGGACAUGUUGGAAUGGAGCACCAGGAAGUGAUGAAGUUGGAGCAGGUCGUGGAAAAGGAAAAGCUGGCUUUUGGGAAGAAUUCGAAUCUCUUCAACAACUCGAAUGUCGUCAUUUAUUUUCACGAAAAGAAGGAUUAAGACCAGAAAAUCGUGCAAAAAAUCGAUACAAAAAUAUUUUACCUUUUGAUCACACGAGAGUGAAAUUAAAAGACGUUGAUCCAAAUAUUCCAGGGUCUGAUUAUAUUAAUGCAAAUUACAUUAAAAAUGAAGAAGGAGAAGGCUCCUGUACAGGUAUAACAGCUAGCGGUGAAAUUUGUAUAUUUAAUAAAUGUUAUAUUGCAACUCAAGGUUGUCUUCCAAAUACAAUACAAGACUUUUGGCAUAUGGUUUAUCAAGAAAAUACUCAAGUAAUUGUGAUGACGACCAAAGAAAUAGAGCGAGGCAAAAAUAAAUGCGCUCGAUACUGGCCGGAAGAAGGAGAAAUUUGUGAGUACGGUGGUGAUUGGAAAGUUCGAGCUCUUGCUCGUACCUCUACUGCUGAUUAUACAUUACGUGAAUUUCUCCUACAAGGAAACAAACCUAAUUUUAGUGAAUCUAGAAGAAUUUAUCAUUAUCAUUUUCAGGCUUGGCCUGAUCACGGCGUUCCAUCAGAUCCAGGCUGUGUUUUAAACUUUUUGCAUGAUGUGAAUGCUCGACAAGAAUCUAUUGCUGCGUCCUUAAAUUCAAAUGGUCAAACGUCAGCAGUAGUUGGACCAAUUUUAGUUCAUUGUAGUGCAGGAAUCGGAAGAACAGGCACAUUUAUUGUCAUAGAUAUGAUUCUUGAUCAAAUUAAAAGGCAUGGUUUAGAUUGUGAAAUCGAUAUUCAACGGACAAUUCAACGUGUACGAUCACAACGAUCAGGAAUGGUACAAACAGAAGCGCAAUAUAAAUUUGUUUAUCUUGCUGUAUUACAUUAUAUUGAGACUGUGUCACAAAGAAGACAAGCUGAGCAGAAAUCCCUUCAAUUGGGUCGUGAGUAUACGAAUAUUCGUUAUAAAAGUGAAACAAAUUCCAUGAGUGUUAAUCCCAUUGAGACAACAGCAAUUAUUCAAACACCAACGAUGGCAAAUAGUUUUACACUUCCGACUCCUGUUAAUAAUUUAAGGCCCAAGUAAUUAUCAUUAAGUGACUACAAUUUACAACUAUACAAAAAAGAAUGAUUUUAUUUCAACUGAUAUUUCAUUUUCUCUCUACAAUGCAAUUCUAAAUAUAGUAAUGUUGGACGUUAGUAAAGCAUAAUAAGAAAUAUAUCUACCCGAUAAAAUAAUUGUUAUAAUUUUUGAAAAAGUGAUAAUUGCUAAUUAGUCGCUAAAGAAUAUUAUAUUCGGGAAUUUAUAAAGUUUAUCGUUGUUAACGUGAUGUUGCAUCGCUUUCUGCGUAAAUUUUAUUAUAAUAUACGCAGAAAUUAAUUCGAUACGAUAAAAUUAUUAUUAAGAAUAAUCAAUGUGACUGGAUGGAAAAAAAAAUAUGUUUAAAAAAUAUAUAUUUCGAUCAAUGGAUAUGUGCAAAUGCUGGGGUACUGUGGAAAUAUAAAAUCUUUCAUGUAUUUUAUCAUAAUUAUCGUAAAUUACAUGACAAUUCAUUGCAAGAAACAAAAAAACUACAAGACUUUUUGUGCUAUUAAAAUGAAACAAAUCCACGCCUUUUCUUUUUUUUUUAAAUGUAAUAGACUAGUGGAAAAAAAUACAACACCAAUAUAAAUUAUAAAUUAGAACUUGACAUUAAUGAUUUAAAAAAAGAAUAUCGCUUUGCUCCUGUUAAUGUUUUACUAAAAGAAGUCAACUAAUAAUAUUGAUUAUUAUUAUUCAUUGUAACGAUUGUACAAAUUUCAUCGUGAAUUAUAUUCCGUGUUAUAUAUUACUUUAUUUUAGAAAGAGCAAUUCAAAAUUUAUCUUGUAAUAUAGCAUUGUUUUUUAUAUUAUUAUUCUUAUUAUUACUGAAUUAAAUCAUGUAUAGAAAAGUGAAAUUAUAUUCAAUUUUUAUGCUAUACCUAAAGUUCAAAUGAUUCACACACACAUGUGUACUGAAGUGUAUCUUUUAGCGUUUAAAUUAUGUCAAACUGCCUUUAAUUAGAUAUUAAAUAUGGAAAUUUUAUUAAAAGAGCUACUAAAUUUUUGUGAGAGUUAUGAGCGAUAAUAAAAUCCCAAGUUCUGUGUUAUUUGAUUAUUAGAAGAAUUUUUAUAUCCCAUUCGAGACAAGCGAAAUUGUGAUAUUGUCUUGAAUUACACUUUUAUAAAGCUUUAAGUUAAUACUGUAACUGAUUAGUGAUUUAUUGUAUAAUCUUAAUCUCUCUUAUUAAUUAUACAUCUUGAUACAUUGUAAUGUAAUUGUGAAAUGCCUGAUUGUACUAUAUAGAGAAAAAUAAAAAGAAU